AAACAGCAGCCAUCACCGAAGCCACUUCUUCCGUCGAGUUCUCGUGUCAACGCAGCCAUGAACUUGGAGUUGCAGCCUUUCAAUGAGUAUCAACAACAGCAUCAACAACAACAACAACAGGCACAGCAACAAGAACAACAGCAAGCUUACCGCCUUCAUCAAAAGAGGCCACCAAAUUGCACCAUGGGAACGACGGGGAUGACAGAAUCACCGUGUCUCAAAAUACGCUCCACGUGUCGCCUGAGCGGCAUAACAGCAACCAUGGCAGUCGUGCUCACAAAGCUCGCGUGA
Mesocestoides corti is the source of this 291-nucleotide messenger RNA. NCBI's taxonomy places the organism in Eukaryota, Metazoa, Platyhelminthes, Cestoda, Cyclophyllidea, Mesocestoididae. The record is from the annotation of a GenBank genome assembly.